This is a messenger RNA of Onychostruthus taczanowskii (white-rumped snowfinch), 489 nucleotides long. Its product is annotated as synaptophysin-like. The transcript has 2 exons. Lineage: Eukaryota; Metazoa; Chordata; Aves; Passeriformes; Passeridae. The annotation marks the transcript as partial. Gene Ontology annotation, cellular component: presynaptic active zone; synaptic vesicle; synaptic vesicle membrane. The record is from RefSeq and is a predicted model, not a curated record.
GACCUGGGGGUGACGGCGGCGCUGGCGUUCCUGUGGCUGGUCAGCUCCUGCGCCUGGGCGGCCGCGCUGGCCGAGGUCAAGGCGGCCACGGCGCCCUCGGGGGUGCUGGCCCAGGUCGGGGGGUGCCAACGCCCGGGGGCGCGCUGCCAGGCGCUGGGGGCACCCCGCACCUCGGGGCUCAACACCUCCGUGGUGUUCGGCUUCCUGAACCUGGUGCUGUGGACGGGGAACCUCUGGUUCGUGUUCAAGGAGACCGGCUGGGGGGGCCUGGGGGCCCGCGCCCCCCCCCCGGGGGGGGUCCCCGAAAAAGCCCCGGCCCCAGAAGGGGGGUACGGCCCCCCCGAGGGGGGGUACGGCCAGCCUGGGGGGGGCUACGGCCAGCCCGGGGGGGGCUACCAGCCCGACUACGGCCAGGGGGGCUACGGGGGACCCCCCUCAGAGGGGGGGUACGGCCAGGGAGCCCCCACGUCCUUCGCCAACCAGAUGUAG